UCAGUUCUGGGUCUCAUCGUCGGAUACAAGUGAAGAAGUUUAAUGAUGGAGCUGCUGUCCAUUUCACGGUUCAUUCACAGAUGAAGUAAAAUGAGAAAUAUGGUGCGAGAUCGAGAUGUGGGCUAAGCUGAUAGAUGUUUCAAAUCAUUUAGAUGGGUUUGGUGGUAAUGGAAUGACUACUACAAGCAAUUAGGGAUUUGAUCUCACUGUUUUUAAUGGAAUUUGGGGGUGUUGACCUAAGCUGAAAUUGGGCUUAACUCAAAGUUCUCAAUGAAGAAAAAAUGCACAGCAACAAAGAAGAAAUGGGUUUCAUCCAUUGAAGAUUUGGGGGUUUUCUUAGUCGUCCGAGAUUGGUGUUGGCUGCCAUAUUAGAUUAUUGUUUUCGAAUUCAGUCAACAGCGGCAACAACAAUAAACAAUUGAUUUGGAGAUUUCUGGUGCAAACUGGAAUUCAUUGUUCUUGAGAUAAUUAAGGUAGGAAAUGUCAACAACAACAACAAAUGGAGUUGGUGUUUUGCUGGUGGUGAUUCAAUUGAUCUGGGAAAGUUGUGAAUGGUGGCUAUUAAAGUAGGGGGUAUUGGUGUAGUUUGAGCAGUGAAGUGUGAGUCCAAAUGGAGGCGUUUUUCCGUGAUCUGAAGAUGGGUCUUGAGGUGGUCCGAUGUUAGCUGGAUUGGUACCAGACAAGUGAACAUGAUGUGUUUGAGAAAUUGUCUCAAUAAAUCAAACAAUGGAAGAAGAUUUUGAGCUGAAACAAGAUGGAGAAAGGGGUUUGUCUGAUGAUGUUGUUGGGUGUGAUUGUUUGAGGUACAAAGCUAAUGUUGCUGGUGAUGACUUGAAGUCUGCAAUGGUUGGAAGUUGAACUGAACAGCAGCAGCUCUCUGCAAAGUGGUGAUGAUUCUAGUGUUCCCUACAAACACUAGUGUUGUUGCUAUUGUUGUACAGCUCUGAACUCAAUGGCAUUAUUGCAGUCAGUUGUGAUGAUUAGACAGAAAAUAAGAAGCUGGUGCUGGUGUGAAGAUAGAAAGUGAAGUUGGGGUCCGAGUGUUGACUGAUUUGAUUAUGCUGCGAAGAAGGUGCUUGGUUGAACUGUUAGAAGCGUUGUGGUCGAUGGAAGUGAGUGCCUAAAUUUAGAAGCUCAGUGAAUGGAAAUUGAUUGUAUUAGUUGUAUGCAGACAUGGUAAUGGCCUGGAGUUGGAAAUGGUAUUUGAACUGAAUGGGUUUGGUAUACGGCCUGUUUGUGACUGGAUUGGGCUUGGGCAAUGCUUGGAUGGUCCAGCUGGAAGACUGCACGACACCUAUAAAUAUGCAUGAGAGAAAGAUUCAAGGGGAGGCCGCAUACAGGGAAGAAACGAGGUACUCUUGUUGCGGCGUUGACGUUUUACCAAGAGAAUGAGUCCAGGCCUCUCGGAGAAUACAUGUAUGGACCACAAUAUCUGGAGAUUCGGGAACAAAAUCGUCUCAGGUAUGGAAAUCCUUAUCAGCAUUACUGCGAAAUUGAUGAUUAUCCACAUGAGUACCAAAGUUACCAUCGGGAUGAUUUGUCGCAUGCUGAGAUUCUCAACCAGAAUAUAGCUAGUUUGGAAAGACGGUUAGAGAUGCUAGAAAACCAGAGGUCAUAUGAAAAUAAUAACCAGGUUUAUAGUAACUCGUGUUCCACAGAAUUCUUUGAUCAUUCACAUAUGUACCAAACCCAAUACCAUGGGGAUAAUUAUUUGCAUGAGGUAUGUGAACAAUCUUUGAAUUGGCAGCACAAUGAGGUUUUAGACUAUAGAAAUUUGAGCUUGGAAGAUAGCUUAAGGUUGUAUACAUUAAAAAUUAGUCGAAAAACUUCUCAACUUCAACAGACCACUCAAAAAGCUUUAGAGAACAUUGAAUAUCAAGUAGGUCAAAUGGCUAGACAGUUGGAGGAGGAACAAAGUUGGUUCCCAAACCAGUCUCAUUCCCUAUCUAAUUGUACUUCAUAGUAUAAUGAUUAUUCUUCUGAGGAAGAAACUGAUAAUGAUCAACUUGUAGAAGUUCUGAGUGUAAGUGAGGAUACCCAAAAUUCUCGAAAUUCAGAUAAUUAUGAUGUAGAAGAACCUGAGUAUGUAGAGGAUGCCACUGUUGAGUUUAACGACUCAGAGGCAGUAGAUGUUUACAAUGAGAAAUAUUCUAACCAUUUGAAUUGUGAGAUUUAUAAAGGUCACUUAGUUAAAGAUCCCAUUAUGCAUGAAGUUAAAGAUACUUAUUGCAUUUUGCUGAUUCUAAAGAUCCCAUUAUGCAUGAAACUAUUGCUGCAGCAGGUCCAUUUUUCGUUGAUCCAUCUAAUAGUUCUCGAGAUGCAUGUGUGAAUGUGGAGCCAAUUGAUACAUGGCAGUUAACUUGGACUGCUGAUUUUGAACCGCUCUCCACGUGUUUAGCCCAUUUUGUAGACUCCGAUGACCCUUUGCUAAUUGACAUUGUCAAUGCAUUUGAUUCUUCGAUGAGUAAUAUAGGUAACUUAACAAUGGAAAUUAUUUCCGCGGACCUAGACCCAGAUUUAGGGGUUAUUGCUUUUGAUGAACUUGAACCACGAGACACAUGUUUAAAUCAUUUUGAGUGUGGUGCUUUGAUGCCUAUUGUAAUGGUUAGCGUAUUGCUUCCUCCGAUUUCUAGUGAAGAUAGUUUGUCCACUGAAAAUAUUUCAGCUGAACUUGAACCAGAUUUAGAGUCUGCACUCCGAUUACACACCAUUGAACAAUCUGUAUUUGUUGAUGUGAAUAAUUUACUUGUCCUGACAGAGUAUGGCAUGAUUAUUAUGGACUGUUUUGAACAGGGAAUGGGUUUUCACAUAUGCUUGGCUGAUUAUCGUCUUCGCGGGUUCGUAUUUACAGCUUACCUGAUAUGUUGGGUUGAUUCCUUACUUUUCAGAUUAUAUUUAUAUGCUUGGCAGGUUGUUGUUGUGUAUCACCUUCGCUUUGUUUGAGAUUACUUGUUGCGCCCAAGCAGGGAACGAUUACCAAUUGCUUCGUGGAUUUCAUCCCUUCUCUGCUUUCCCAAACCUGAUUGGGAGGAUUAGGCUUUUCGGCGGAAGCAGUGGUCGAGGCGAAGACCCACUUUCUAUAUACUAUCAAAUUAUUCUAAUUCUACAAGUUUUGGCAGUGGAAGCGAAUCUUCUCCAAUUUUAAACUCUGGAAUUGUUUAUGAAUACAUAAGCGCCUAGUUUACUUCAUUCACUCGUGCAAGUAAUCCAGGUCUACACUCUUUUUAGCAAUCAUCCUCUAUUCCUUCCACUGAGGUUACAAAUUCAGCUUUCUUCCCAAGUUUUUAACUACUCUCUCUUGCGCAAUAUACAAGUCAAUAGCAUGAAUUACACUUGGCAAAUUUCAAGUUUUGAACUUGACUGGGAAUGCAUAUAUUUACAUUCCCACUAUCUUCACAACAUUCAUACAAAAAGAUUUUGCCAAAGAACUCAUUUCACAAACUACACAGCUCACUUGUGUGUCUCAACCCAGGAAAAGCAAAAAGUUUACAUUGUCUGCAAAGAAAUCUUGCCAAGUCAGUUAAUCAAUUCAAUGGCCUCUUCUUCAACUAGUCUCAAUAUCGAUACUGAUAACUCUCUGAGAAACAAAAAUUUGUCAAGAAGAAACAACAAGCAUGUCAACCUGUAAGGAAAAGGGAGAAUUAUUGAUUCUUAUGCUCUAAUCGGAUAUGUUUGUAGAGAAAGUGAAGUCACUAGGAAUGUUGUCAGUUUUGCAAUCAGGCAAAGAUGGGGUGCUCAGAACGAAGUGGUGAUUAUUACAACUGGAAGGAGGAAUGUUUUCAUCUUCAGAAUACGCUCAAGAGAGAUCUUUCAAAGAGUCUUAAGGGAAAGACCCCAUUCAGUAGGAGGACACUUGCUAGUUCUACUACCUUGGCAGUUUCAUAUGAAUGUGCAUAGAGCUAUUUUUCAAUUUGAAGUCUUCUUUAUUGAGUUUAGGCUCAGAGCUGACCUGGAUAGAGACAACAUUCCUUUUCAGAUUGCAUCUCAAGCUGGAGAACCAAUUACUAUAUUUAAUAGAGAUCCAACUGGUGUUGUCAAAGCAGAAAUUAGACUGGAUGUUAAUCUGCCUAUUGUUAGAAAAGUGCAUAUAACUCUGGAGGAUGGAGAAAUAAUUAAAGUAGCUAUCUUUUACCUGGGAUUUCCAUCAGCAACAUGUAGAAGUUGUUAUGUUUUCAAUCACAAUGAAAACUACUGUGGGAUGAUUGCUAAUGUAGCCUGGAUGGCUGUGCCAGUUCUAAACUUGCAAGGUGUUGACCCUUUUGAAGAACAAGUAGAAGAAUUAGUGCAAGUUAUUCAGCAGAACAUGGAUAUACAAAAUGGUGAUGGAGCUCAAGCUAAUCAAGAACCAGUUAUUGAGGCUGAGAAUAAUUUUGAGGAAGUAAAUGAAGCUGGAGCAGACAACAUAGCUCUUAAUGUGGAUGAGAAUGAUACUGAGGUUUCAAAGAACCAAAAUGAUGAAGGGAACGAAGAGGUUAAUAAAGAAAUUAUUGUUGAUAUAGGGGUUGAUAACUCAGCAAAUGGAACUUAUGUGUCAGAAAUCAACAGAUUUGACUUAAGAACCAAUAAGAGAAGGAUGACCGAAGAUGUUAUCUUGGAAGCCAUGGAAAUGGAGGGUUACAUCCAAUAAAUUGAUAGAGCUCUUCAUGUUCUUGUUGAUGAAGUUGUGAAUGAUGGAGCUUCUAGAAGAAUGGAGUUGGGUGAAUCUUCAUCUAGAGAAAAAAUUAUGAAUGACAUUGAAGGUGUGGACAAUGUAUAUGGUCUUGGUGGGUCUGAUACUUUUUCUGCUGCAGAUGCUGGAAAUCAAAACCUUUCAAUAAAUCAGGUUCCUUUUUAUCACUAUUUUAAAAAAAAUUUUGCUCUUGAUUUCUGCUUUAGCCAUUUAAGUUUCCACAUCUUCUCCUUUUUUAAUCUUUGCAACCAAA
Messenger RNA from Papaver somniferum (opium poppy), 4922 nucleotides. RefSeq lists its product as uncharacterized. The coding region runs from base 3884 to 4627 and encodes 247 amino acids. The transcript has 3 exons. Lineage: Eukaryota; Viridiplantae; Streptophyta; Magnoliopsida; Ranunculales; Papaveraceae. The record is from RefSeq and is a predicted model, not a curated record.